AUGCGUUCUUAUAAUGAUGAGACAACCAUCGAAGAGGUUGCAGCGGACCUCAGGACGCAAAUUACCGGCAAGACUAUUUUCCUGACUGGGGCAAGCCCCAAGAGUCUCGGCGCGGUCUUUGCAACUGCUAUCGCACAGUACCAGCCAGCAUGUUUCAUCCUGGCCGGCCGCGAUCUUGCCAAGUGCGAGGAAGCAGCACAGGCAAUCAAAGCGAAAGACCCAUCCAUCAGAACCCAUAACGUUCAUCUGGACCUCGGAUCGCUGGGUCAGGUCCGAGAAGCGGCUGAGAGAAUCAACUCCCUCAAUGAGAAGAUUGAUAUAAUCGUUAACAAUGCCGCCGUGAUGGCGUGUCCAUACUCCAAGACCGUCGAUGGCAUCGAGAGUACGUUUGCGAUCAAUUAUCUUGGACACUUCGUCCUCACAAACCUCCUUCUACCGGAUAUGCUCGCUAGGGGCCUCCCUAUUCGAGUUGUCAACAUCUCCAGCGAAGGUUGUCGCUUCAGCCCAGUACGAUUUGAGGACCUAGACUUUGGUCAAGGCAAAAACUACAACCGAUGGCUCUCGUACGCGCAGUCCAAGUCGGCGCUGAUGCUGUAUACCAAAGCGUUGGCAGAUAAACUCGGACACCGGAACUUGACCGCUGUCAGCCUUCAUCCAGGCGUGAUCAUGGACACCCAUCUAGGCAGAUACAUGGCUGAUGGAGAUUUUCAUGAAUUGAAUGAACUGGACCACCAGCAGGGCAACACGAAGUACUGGGUUUGGCCCAAGUUCAAGACGCCAUCUCAGGGUGCAUCGACCUAUGUGGUUGGGGCAUUCUCACCCGACCUGAAGGAUCUGAAUGGCGCGUAUCUCGCUGACAGUGCAGUGGUAGACAUUAAGGAGGUGUACUGCUGGACCCGGGAUGCCGUGGAUGCGGAUCGUCUGUGGGCACUGAGUGAAAAGCUCACAGGGCAACAAUUCGUUUUUGAGUAA
Clonostachys solani is the source of this 972-nucleotide messenger RNA. The record is from the annotation of a GenBank genome assembly. NCBI's taxonomy places the organism in Eukaryota, Fungi, Ascomycota, Sordariomycetes, Hypocreales, Bionectriaceae.